GUGUGUCCUCGUUAUUUGACACCUGAUGACACACACGAUCUUUGCAUCUUUUGUUUGGUCGAAGAGCACACACAAUGUCCUCGAGGGGGCAGUUUGCGUGCACUGAGAGUUUUUCCUAUAAAAAAGCUCCGCUCUCGUUUGUCUCUCUUUUUGAGGAAAGAGGGACAGCCAUCAUCUCCCCGUGGUUCAGGACCCUCCGCUGCUGAGGCACGGAGGAAAAUGAGCUUGUGGGGAUCGCAGAUGGACCUGGUUGAUGAGUUGAAAAAGGGUCUUUCCCUUUCGCGCUCAUCAGUCACGGACGAGAGUGAGCUACUGGACGACGAUGCUAUCUCUCUUACAUCGUCUGAUCCAUCGAGAUGUCAAAUGAGGACGAAGAAGUCGAGACUGAGUCCUCCCAAUCCUCCUGCCCUGCGUAUGAUGAGCUGCUUGAGGUUAUGGAUUGCGCCACAGCAAGGCUUGACUUGGAAGCGGGCCAAGAAAGUGACACCUAGAGGCCGCCUCGACAAGCAUUUUCUUUCUAGCCAUAGCCCUCCAGCUCAGGUUAGCCUUCCAUUUAUUCCCGAUCUCCACAUGAUCCACAAGGCUUGGAAAAAUCCAUUCUCGUCUCGCAUCCAUAGAUUCCAGCAUACUAGUUAUGCCAACAUUGAGGGGAUGCGUGAGAAUGGUUAUGAGAAGAUGCCCCCUGUUGAAGAGACGCUGGCCUGCUAUCUCUCUAUGGGAGAGACAUCUUCUCUUAAGGCUCCCUCCCUGCUGUUCAAACCCCUUGAGGAUACAUCUCGUUUGAAUGGCAGGGCAUACUGCAUACUGCAGCAGGUCAGGCUGCAGCCUCGUUGCAUACCAUGGUGGUGCUUCAGGCUUAUCAGGCUGAUCUGCUGAAAGACCUGGAUAAAGGUCAGGGUCUAUCCCCUGAUGAGGUGGCUGAGUUGCGUCAAACCACGGAUCUUGCUCUGUUUUCUGACUUUUUAGGUUUGACCCCCCCGUGCUAAGUCGGGGCCUCCUGCUGUUGACCGAUUAUAGUGAUGGUUUCACUCAUCGGUACUGGAUACAGGCUGGUGAUAGCCCUCAUCUUCGGCUUGGACACGCAGCCUGAGUCUUUCCUUAACCAUCAUGCACGUUCUCUGAGCUAGAGCUCCUCUCGCUGAGGCAUUGAGGAACUCAACACUCCAUAGACGGUCAGGCCCGCGGGUCCUUCCUGUCACACUGCCCUUAUGGUUGAACCAGUAAUCGGCCCUCUGAGGAGUGGGCUUGAGUACACUGCGUUCCCUGAGGUACGAGGGAUUUGUGUUUCUGCGGAAACCCCUCUUGUAUGCUUCUGCUCUGAGGAGCAAUAAGAUCUGUAUGCAUGAAUAGUUAUUGGGUCCCGCUAUUUCUUCAGAUUCUAUCGGGUCUGGUUAUUUGUGAUCCACGCUCUGUAUCGAGAUGCAUCGAGAGCAUGAGACCUGUCUCUUAUUGGGCCCUGCUGGGUUACCCCUUCUAAUCUAGCGCUUCCUUCUGGUUGAGCUGAGAAGUGCUCAUCUCACUGUGAGGGUUAGCUAUGAGUCGCUCCCAGUAUGUGCUGUAAGGGCCCGCCUCAGCUUGAGAGCCGAGAGUGCUGCUCCCGAAAUAACCCAUUUGCAACAAACUGAGUGUUAGGUCCGUCUCUGUCACCUCCUUGGACAGUUGGACCCUGGGAUAUUGAUCGCUUUGGUCGAGCUGGGUUCCUCUCUCUCCUCGCUAGGGGUUGAACCCUCUGCUCUUGAACUCCGUGGCAGUGACAUCAGGUAGUUGGGCCGCUUGCUGCUUCCCUGAUAAGCUGCCUCUAUUUGGGU
Messenger RNA from Sinocyclocheilus rhinocerous, 1808 nucleotides. RefSeq lists its product as uncharacterized. The coding region runs from base 220 to 876 and encodes 218 amino acids. The transcript is spliced from 2 exons. The record is from RefSeq and is a predicted model, not a curated record. Lineage: Eukaryota; Metazoa; Chordata; Actinopteri; Cypriniformes; Cyprinidae.